AUGCUUGAACCACAACCAAAUUUACUAAGGGCCUAUGUUGCACACUGGAAAACCUUCAUUGUCGCGGUAAAUAACCUCAAGGUAGUAUUUUCUUACCUUCAUGGGCCUUGGCAGAAGUAUGGGUUGCCUCCAGAGCAUCCACUUUUACCAACUGGGACUGUCGCUCUCCUUCAAUGGUCUGAGGUAGUUACGACUCGCGAAAUCUGUGACGCUUUGUCAACUCAGAUAUUUGACUAUGUUGAUCUAGAUAGAAGAAAAAAACUGGAUGAUGCCACAAGUGCUCUGUUACGAGAGGUAUCGCAAUCUCUAGGGAUGCUGAAUGAUCAGCGACACACUUUAUAUGUAUUGCUGAUAGAGGAGCCGUAUGUCGGGUUGCUAUAUAACCACACAAGAGAGAAAAUUCCGCAGCUCAAAUCAGAAGGGAUAGUUGCAUAUGUGGAACGAGCUAAUUCUAUAUUUGACAUUGAGGCAGAGCGAGCCAAUCGUCUUUUGAACAAGUCUUCACUUUCCGUUGUGAUGCACCGACUUGCUGAUGCUCUCAUUAAUGACGAACUCUCAUACUUGAAAGAAAUCAUGCCAGAUUGGAUACUAACCAACAGUGCUGUGUGUUUGCGUCGGUUGUAUCGUCUGAUGUUGAAGAGUACAUCUGGAAUGACGGAGCUGAAGAAUGCUUUUCAGAAAUGUGUCUUUGAAAAAGGAACAGACGAAGUGAAAAGGAGGUGUGAGAAAUGUAUAAGAUCCAAUGGGAAUAUAUACAAGGCCAUUCUGGAGGCAGUCAUUUCGGUUCAUGCGUUCUUUGAAGAAGUGAAAACCGCAUUUGAUCAAAAUGAAGGUCUUAUGACAGCAAUGUGUAGUGGACUUGCAAGCGUUCUUAGCGAUACCGCCCACGCUAAGAACCCCAAAAUGCUGGGACAGGAGCUGGCGCAACUUGCUGACACCGAGUUGAAAUCCUGCGGAACAGAGGAUCAUUGUGAAUAUGUGGUAAAACAGAUUGUUACCCUGUUUCAGCUUCUUCCACUGAAAAAUCCAUUCUUGGAGGCAUACCCGAAGUACCUGUCUUCCAGGCUUUUGUUUGAUGACUUUAAGGAAAAAUAUGAACGCCUUGCUAUUUUGCAUAUAUCACGGAUAAAAGACUGUUCAAGCGAUUUUGUACACAGGUGCGAGGUGAUGUUGAGUGAUGUAACGGAGAACAGUGUCGCAUUGCGUGAUAUGUUUUAUUCGAGCCGUAUAGAGGGACAAUCUUUCGCGAAGCGACUUUUCCAUCCGAUUAUUAUCAGAAGCUAUACAUGGCCAGAUGCUCCCUGCUCUCUGCCUUUGCCAGUACCACCUUUUUUGACCCAUUGGAUGAGUGAGUUUCAAGCGUUUUUUGUAAACAGGCGUCCAAGACGUCACAUUGUGUACAAUCAUCGACUUUCUCGUGGUGUGGUAAGGAUGAGUUUUCCCAGGGGCUCACGAUUAGCGAGUAUUGAUUUAUAUAUAGGGCAGUCACAGCUUAUUCUGACGGAGUGCUUCAAUCGUCAUGCAGAAUGGUCUCUCUCUGGACUUGUGCAAGCAAUGGAGGUAAAAAAUCAGGAUAUCUGUUUGUGUGCUAUUAAUACGUUUGCAAGGGAAGGUAUUCUUGAGGUUUAUGGAGCGACCGGGUUGACUGCUCUUCCUUUGCGGACGUUGAUUCCAAAUCAGUACGUUCGCAUUGGGUCCAAGCCAAAUACGACUCUUAGAAGGCUGGAGCUAUUUGCGUUUGAAGAGGAAGGGCAUUCACAGAUUGCAUCAGGAGACAGUACAAUGCUGUCAAAGCACCAUGUGGAUGCUGCUUAUGAUGCAAUGGAUAAAAUGAAAUCUUCCGCGAUUCAAGCAAUUGUUAUCCGCAUUUUUAAGUCCAAUGGUGUUCUUUCGUUUACUGAACUUGUUGAAAAAGUCAGGGAUGAGUCUCUUGCUAAGUUCACACCUUCUGUUCAGCAAAUAAAGGUGGCAUUGGAGUUCCUCAUUGGUCGUGGCUUCGUGCGCAGAGACGAUACAAGUGAAGGAAUGUUUUCAUAUGUUUCAUGA
This is a messenger RNA of Trypanosoma grayi, 2046 nucleotides long. Its product is annotated as putative cullin 2. Bases 1 to 2046 code for a protein of 681 amino acids. The record is from RefSeq and is a predicted model, not a curated record. Gene Ontology annotation, cellular component: cullin-RING ubiquitin ligase complex. Gene Ontology annotation, molecular function: ubiquitin protein ligase binding. The transcript has a single exon. Lineage: Eukaryota; Euglenozoa; Kinetoplastea; Trypanosomatida; Trypanosomatidae. Gene Ontology annotation, biological process: ubiquitin-dependent protein catabolic process; protein ubiquitination.